AUGUUGACAAUUCAAAUCAAGCCGUCACCUUUCAAAUACGCGAAAUGGCUAUUCUUGUGUACGCUUUUAAGAUUUAUCCUGUGGAUUUUGAUUCUUGUAAUCUAUUACAAUGAAAAAACCGGAGAGAAAUAUAAUUUCAAUGCAGCAGAUUAUUAUGUUUUCGCAUCGAUUUAUCUGAUUCUCGCAUGCUGCUUAUUGGUUUUUUUCUUCACAGAAUGUGCAAAAAGAUAUAUUAUUUUUUGUUACAUUCAGAUAAUUAUGGCAAUUAGUAUGACAGUUUACUUCUAUCUUCCAUUAAUCACAGGUGUCGAAGCGGACGCGGUCAACUUUCAUCAGAAGCAGUUUUUCACGACUCAUCUUCGAUACAAUCUUUAUUACCCAUCCCUAUUAAUCAACUAUCUCAUUUGCAUAUACUUCUUCCGAAAAUCUGCGCGCUAUCAUCUGGAGAACAUAAAAAAUGACAUGUUUUAUAAACACUGA
Messenger RNA from Caenorhabditis remanei, 480 nucleotides. RefSeq lists its product as uncharacterized. Bases 1 to 480 code for a protein of 159 amino acids. Lineage: Eukaryota; Metazoa; Nematoda; Chromadorea; Rhabditida; Rhabditidae. The transcript is spliced from 7 exons. The record is from RefSeq and is a predicted model, not a curated record.